CGUCACCAAACAUUAUUUAUUUUUUUUUUAAAAAAAAAAUUGAAAAACAGUUUAUGUAUUGUUAUUCUUACAAUUCACCCAACGGUCGAAUUUUCAUCGAUCUAGAGAGAGAAAGAGAUGAGGCAGAGAAAGGUGCGGCAAGAGGUCUCAGAAACCCUAGUAAAGGAAUCUACAGUAGGCGAUGGAGAAAUUAACAAAGGGUUCUUCGCUUGCUACCUACUGGUCUCCCUCAAUCCUCGUCACAAAAGCCACACCUAUAUUGGAUUCACUGUGAAUCCACGGCGUCGUAUCAGGCAACACAACGGCGAGAUCGGUUGUGGUGCAUUCCGAACCAAGAAGAAACGCCCUUGGGAGAUGGUCUUAUGCAUCUAUGGCUUCCCAACUAACGUUUCUGCUUUGCAGUUUGAGUGGGCUUGGCAGCACCCGACAGAAUCCUUGGCGGUAAGGAAGGCGGCCGCAAGCUUUAAAUCACUCUCUGGAAUUGCUAAUAAGAUUAAGCUUGCAUACACAAUGCUUACACUCCCAUCUUGGCAGAGUAUGAAACUCACUGUGAACUUUUUCUCGACAAAGUACACAAAACAUUCUGCUGGCUGUCCAAGCUUGCCAGGACACAUGAGGGUUAAGGUUUGCCCCAUGGAUGAGCUUCCUUGCUAUGUUGAAUGGGAUGGAAGCUUGAAUGGAAAUGAAGAUGAAUGGGAUAAUGAAGAAUUGGAUGGAGGAGCUUGUGAUGCUACUAAAUUUUCAGAGGACACAUCUUCAGAUUCUAUACAGGAAAAUUCAGAAGAAGAUGAUAAUAAUGGGUUUGAGAAGAUUAUUAGUGAACUGUGUGAAUCUAUUAACGAAGGAGAAGGUAGUAAAAAACAGUCUAGCUUUUCAGAAAUGACUGGAAGACCAUCCUCAAAUGUUAGCAGUAGCUCAUUUACAAGAGAAGAUAUUGGUGUUGCUGAAGAUACAGUUUCCUCUGGGAUUAACAAACAUAAGAAUUUUGAACUGAAACGACCAGCAAUGGAACAAUCUGCACCUCUAGUGAUUGAGGAUUAUGAUGAACCACCUAGAAAGCGUUACAUUGUGCCCAGCGAAGUAGAGGUGAUAGAUGUAAGGACUCCGUCUCCAGUUGUGUGCAGAAGUAGUUUGUGGGGCAGUAACUUCUGUCAAAGAGAGAGGAAUAAAGAACGCCAUACUACUCUACCUAGUGAAACAGAGGUUAUAGAUUUAACGAGUCCAUCACCUCUGUGUAGAAGUAGUUUAUGGGUUAGUUUGAUUGACUAAGACUUUGCCUAAAAGUCAUUAGAUUGGAAACGAAACCUUGUAGAAGAGUAAGAUAAGAGAAAAUGCUUGUUGUUGCUGUCGUAGAAAAUGCUUGUUUUCUGUGUAAUAAUAUAAUGAUGCCUUGUGUAAUAAUAUUUAUUGAAAAGUGCCUUACACUUUGAUCUAUUUAUGUAUGAAAAGGCAACAUUUCUUAUGUGAAUACUCGACUAUUAUUGAAUAUUGAGAGCAAUAAGAAAUGACAGAUUACACUA
Messenger RNA from Cannabis sativa, 1520 nucleotides. RefSeq lists its product as uncharacterized. The transcript is spliced from 4 exons. Gene Ontology annotation, biological process: double-strand break repair via homologous recombination. Gene Ontology annotation, molecular function: crossover junction DNA endonuclease activity; 5'-flap endonuclease activity. The record is from RefSeq and is a predicted model, not a curated record. The coding region runs from base 118 to 1269 and encodes 383 amino acids. Lineage: Eukaryota; Viridiplantae; Streptophyta; Magnoliopsida; Rosales; Cannabaceae. Gene Ontology annotation, cellular component: Slx1-Slx4 complex.